GGGACUCCUGGGUCUGAGGGAGGAGGAAGCUGGGGACCUGGACUCCUGGGUCCAAAGGAGGAGGGAGUCGAGGGCCUGGGGCUGGGGACCUGGCCCUGGAUCUGAAGGAAGAGGGAGCUGGGGGCCUGGACUCCUGGGUUCUGGGGGAGCAUGACCUUAGGUCCCCCACUCUUAUCGGGAUUUGGGUCCCCCGGCGAGGCCCUCGCUUACCUGUGUACUUUCCCUUGUCGUCUUCUGUCUGCACUGGUCUCAGGGCCGGGGCCAAAGUUCCCUGGGGUGGGAGGUGCCUGCGUUUGACUUUGCCCAGCAUGGAGGAGGGAAUGGGAGCUGAUUCAGCUCUUUCUAGGGGUGGCCCUCGUAGGGGCAGGGAGGGACUUGGCCUCCUUCAGGAGCCCCUCCUGCUACCCGCUGGUCAGGGCAGAGGAAGACUUGGCCAGGCCACACGGCCCGUUAGAGAGCCCCGGGCCUGGAAAGAACGGGUUUGGGCCCGAAAACUUCUCACUGCCCCUUGGCUUCUGGGUGGCCCCAGAAGAUAUGCCUCCUCCAGCUUCAAGGCUGCGGACCUGCAGCUGGAAAUGACACAGAAGCCUCAUAAGAAGCCUGACCCCAACGAGACCCUGGUGUUCGGGAAGACCUUCACCGACCACAUGCUGAUGGUGGAAUGGACCGAGGAGAAGGGCUGGAACCAUCCCAGAAUCCAGCCCUUCCAGAACCUCACGCUGCACCCGGCCUGCUCCGCUCUCCACUACUCGCUGCAGGUGGCUAGGCAGCCGGCCUCUGUCCCCGUCUCGCUCUCUCAUCUCUUCCCUCCUGCUGUGUCUGUUGCCGGGUCCACCUCCCUGGGUCUGCUUCUUGUAUCCUCUUUCCGUGUCUCCAUCAUCUGUUCUCUGAGGUUCCCCAUGUUCCAGGCCCUGUGCUGGCUGAUGCUGAGGUUCCCCAAGAUAAGCAGAUCCAGUUCCUUCCAAAGUGGGGUAACAGAGGGAGAGGGGACAGCCAGUACAGAGACACGGUGCAAAGAAGAGCCGGGCAUGUUUGGGGGGAUUGUGGGAGGGGAGUGCGGUGCUCAGGCCGAGGAGGCCAUCAGGGACACAGAGAAGCUGAGGGGCUGGGACUGCAAGCUGGGCGGGAACUACGGGCCCACAGUGUUUGUGCAGCAGGAGGCGAAAAAGAAGGGCUGCGAGCAGGUCCUCUGGCUGUACGGGCCCGACCACCAGCUCACCGAGGUGGGCACCAUGAACAUCUUCGUCUACUGGACCCACGAGGACGGGGUGCUGGAGCUGGUGACCCCGCCGCUGGAGGGUGUCAUCCUGCCGGGAGUCGUGAGGCAGAGCCUGCUGGACCUGGCUCACUCCUGGGGUGAGUUCCGCGUGGUGGAGCGGAAGAUCACCAUGAAGGAGCUUCUGCGGGCGCUAAAGGAGGGGCGGGUCCGGGAAGUCUUCGGCUCGGGCACCGCUUGCCAGGUGUGCCCUGUGCAUCGAGUCCUGUACCAAGGCCAGGACCUCCACAUUCCCACCAUGGACCACGGGCCCGACCUGAUCCUCCGCUUCCAGAAGGAGCUGAAGGCCAUCCAGGUGAGGCGGCCGGUGGCUGGUUCCCCAGAUGCAGCCGGGGCCUAGGACACCUCCUGGGCU
This is a messenger RNA of Myotis brandtii (Brandt's bat), 1631 nucleotides long. RefSeq names its product branched chain amino-acid transaminase 2, mitochondrial (gene BCAT2). Gene Ontology annotation, biological process: L-valine biosynthetic process; L-leucine biosynthetic process. Gene Ontology annotation, molecular function: branched-chain-amino-acid:2-oxoglutarate transaminase activity. Lineage: Eukaryota; Metazoa; Chordata; Mammalia; Chiroptera; Vespertilionidae. Bases 309 to 1616 code for a protein of 435 amino acids. Gene Ontology annotation, cellular component: mitochondrion. The transcript has 10 exons. The record is from RefSeq and is a predicted model, not a curated record.